Molecule: messenger RNA, 1404 nt
Organism: Endocarpon pusillum Z07020
Lineage: Eukaryota; Fungi; Ascomycota; Eurotiomycetes; Verrucariales; Verrucariaceae
Product: Kynureninase 1
Exons: 4
Coding region: 1-1404 (467 amino acids)
Biological process (GO): NAD+ biosynthetic process
Cellular component (GO): cytoplasm
Molecular function (GO): kynureninase activity; pyridoxal phosphate binding
Source: RefSeq, a predicted model, not a curated record
AUGGGUUCGCGCCACCAUGUCGAACAGAUCAAGCACGGCCCUCCCCUUGCCGCGGAUGUGGACAUCCGUGCAAACAGCAGAGGAUACGCCGAGUCACUCGAUGCGCACGAUCCUCUCAGAAACUUCCGCCAUGAAUUCAUCAUCCCGAGUAAAGCAGAUCUCAAGCGCCCAACCCUCUCAUCUACCGAUCCACAAGAGGCCCAUUCACCACCCUCGAUCUACCUCUGCGGCAACUCUCUCGGACUGCAGCCUCGAAAGACUCAACAGCGUGUCUCAUCCUUUCUGACAGCAUGGUCCACGAAGGGGGUCACAGGUCAUUUCAGAAACCACUCCGAUUCGGCAUUACCACCUUUCGUGGAUGUCGAUGACUAUGCCGCCAAGCUUAUGGCACCCAUUGUUGGGGCACGGGAAGACGAGGUCGCAGUGAUGGGGACUUUAACUUCGAACCUGCAUCUUGUGAUGGCGGGUUUCUAUCAGCCAACGAGGGAGAAGUAUAAGAUUAUUCUGGAGGGGAAAUCCUUUCCCAGCGAUCAUUACGCCGUGGAGUCGCAAAUCUCGCAGCACGGCUUCGAUGCUAAAGAUGCCAUGAUCAUGAUCGAACCACAGGACGACAAAGCCAUCAUCACCACAGAACAGAUUCUGGAAACCAUUGACAUUCACGCGGAUCGUACCGCGUUAAUCCUGCUACCAGGUAUCCAGUUCUAUACAGGCCAGUAUCUAGACAUCGCCACCAUAACCCGACAUGCUCACUCCAAAGAAAUCCUGAUUGGUUGGGAUUGUGCGCAUGCAGCAGGGAAUGUGGGUUUGAGGUUGCAUGAUUGGGAUGUCGACUUCGCCGUGUGGUGUAAUUACAAGUAUCUGAACUCUGGGCCGGGCUCGAUCGGUGCGCUCUUCGUGCACGAGAAGCAUGGACGGGUGGACAUGAGCGCUUCUACGAGGGAGGAAAGAUAUCGGCCCCGACUCUGCGGGUGGUGGGGAGCCGAUAAACAGACAAGAUUCGAGAUGGAUAAGAAGUUUGUUCCUCGACCAGGAGCUGCGGGCUACCAGCUUUCGAAUCCAAGCAUUCUUGAUCUCACCGCAUGCAUUGCAUCAUUGGAGGUAUUCCAUAUGACAUCAAUGGCGGAGCUGCGAAGGAAGUCCAUCUCCCUUACGAAAUAUCUGGAAAGCUUGCUACUACGAUUUCCAAUAGAUGCUCUCCCCGAGGAUAAGCCAUUCACCAUCCUCACACCCAAGAAUUCGGAUGAGAGAGGCGCCCAGCUGAGUGUCAGAUUGGAACCUGGAUUGCUUGGCGUUAUCCUCAAGGAGCUCGAUAGCAACGGUGUGGUUGUAGAUGAGCGGAAGCCAGAUGUUGUUAGGAUCGCCCCAGCGCCUUUAAGCUUGUCAGAAAGCCGUCAAGCAGCGUGA